Meriones unguiculatus (Mongolian gerbil) is the source of this 664-nucleotide messenger RNA. It is a transcript of the gene Rpl11, whose product is annotated as ribosomal protein L11. NCBI's taxonomy places the organism in Eukaryota, Metazoa, Chordata, Mammalia, Rodentia, Muridae. Gene Ontology annotation, cellular component: ribosome; cytosolic large ribosomal subunit. Gene Ontology annotation, molecular function: RNA binding; structural constituent of ribosome. The record is from RefSeq and is a predicted model, not a curated record. The transcript has 6 exons. Gene Ontology annotation, biological process: translation. The coding region runs from base 92 to 628 and encodes 178 amino acids.
CGUUGGUUAGCCUAGAAAAAAGAGAACGCCCGCCUCCUGACCCAUAAGGCCACGGGGCAGGAAGUCCCGCUCUCUCUUCCUGUUCUCCAUCAUGGCGCAAGAUCAAGGUGAAAAGGAGAACCCCAUGCGGGAACUUCGCAUCCGCAAACUCUGCCUCAACAUCUGUGUGGGGGAGAGCGGAGACAGACUGACCCGGGCAGCCAAGGUGUUGGAGCAGCUCACAGGCCAGACACCUGUGUUUUCCAAAGCCAGGUACACCGUCAGGUCCUUCGGCAUCAGGAGAAAUGAAAAGAUUGCUGUUCACUGCACCGUCCGUGGAGCCAAGGCAGAGGAAAUUCUGGAGAAAGGCCUGAAGGUGCGGGAGUACGAGUUACGGAAAAAUAACUUCUCAGAUACUGGAAACUUUGGUUUUGGCAUUCAGGAGCACAUUGAUCUGGGCAUCAAAUACGACCCAAGCAUUGGUAUCUACGGCCUGGACUUCUAUGUGGUGCUGGGUAGGCCAGGUUUCAGCAUCGCAGACAAGAAGCGCAGGACAGGCUGCAUUGGGGCCAAGCACAGGAUCAGCAAAGAGGAGGCCAUGCGCUGGUUCCAGCAGAAGUAUGAUGGGAUCAUCCUUCCUGGCAAAUAAACUUUAUACAAAAGGCCAAUAAAAUUUUCUCAGAAA